Pocillopora damicornis (cauliflower coral) is the source of this 2388-nucleotide messenger RNA. Its product is annotated as splicing factor 1. Gene Ontology annotation, biological process: regulation of mRNA splicing, via spliceosome. The record is from RefSeq and is a predicted model, not a curated record. Lineage: Eukaryota; Metazoa; Cnidaria; Anthozoa; Scleractinia; Pocilloporidae. Gene Ontology annotation, molecular function: zinc ion binding; mRNA binding. Gene Ontology annotation, cellular component: nucleus.
GGUAAUUCCGAAUUCGGAGAUGGUGAAAGGAAGAAGAAAAGAAGGAGCAGAUGGGGAACAGAGGAAAAGAAAACCUUUAUUCCAGGAAUGCCGACAACAAUGCCACCUAAUCUAUCCCCGGAGCAGCAACAGGCGUACAUUGGUAAGGGAAUGAUGAAUGAUGAUAUUCUUGCUACUGAUUCUCCUUCGUUCUCUUUAAUUGCUCUUAGGAGAAUUUGUUUUCUAGCCAAGACUUGUUUGCUUCUCACCUUGUGUUUCAAGCUCAAUUGAAGAUUGAAGAAAUCACCCGAAUGCUUCGAACAGGAGAGCUUGGGAUACCAGACAAUCCUGAUGAGAGGUCACCAUCUCCAGAGCCAAUUUAUAACACAGAAGGGAAAAGGUUAAACACUCGUGAAUUCAGAGUAAGAAAGAAACUGGAGGAGGAGAGGCAUGUGCUUAUACAGGAAGCCCUGAGUUUAAAUGAAGAUUACAAGCCUCCUGCAGAUUAUAAGCCACCAAUCAUAAAAAUCCAGGAUAAAGUUAUGAUUCCACAGGACAACCACCCUGAAGUUAACUUCAUUGGAUUGCUCAUUGGACCUCGUGGCAACACAUUAAAAAAGAUUGAAAAAGAGAGUAGCGCAAAGAUCAUGAUCAGAGGAAAGGGCUCUAUAAAGGAAGGAAAAAUACACAAUGGAAGGAAGGAUGGACAGCCAAAUCCUGGAGAAGAUGAAGAGCUUCAUGCUUUAGUAACUGGACCAAAUGAACAGUCUGUGCAGAAAGCUGUUGCAAUGAUUCGGGACAUAUUGCGGCAGGGCAUAGAAGCCCCAGAAGGACAAAAUGACUUGAAGAGGAUGCAGCUGAGAGAAUUAGCUGCUCUGAAUGGAACAUUGAGGGAUGAUGAGAUUCUGAGAUGCCGAAACUGUGGAUCAGCGGAGCAUCGCCACUGGGAGUGCCCUGAACAGAAAAAUGUCACAAAUAAUGUGCUUUGUACAAAAUGUGGGGCAGCAGGUCAUCUGGCUUCAGACUGCAUUCAAACAGAUUUACCACCUAUUCCUGUGGUACAGGUGGACAAGGCAAAAAUGGAUAGCGAGUACAUGUCACUCAUGGCUGAACUAGGAGAAGGUCCUCUGCCAGAGCCAAAGGUACAGCCAAGGCUUCCGCCCCCAGUGGAACCAAACAGGCCACCUCCUCCUCAGCUCACAGCUACUCCACGUCCCCCUCCACCCAUGCAGAACACCAAUCAAGAUCGGCCUCCAUCCUCUGCCCCACCCCCAUGGGCUGCACCACCAGGUCCUAAGCCACUGAUGAGCACACCAGUACCCAUGCCUGGGGGAGGGCCUCCUCCACCACCACCUAAUGGCAAUAAUGCUCCACCAUGGGCAAAACCUGGUCUGCUGCCUCCUCCUGGUGGACCACUGAUGGGUCCUCCUCAUCCCCAUCAGCAGGGUGGUCCACCACACCCUCCCCCUUCAGGUGGACCUGGACCAUAUCCACCCCAGGGACCUGGGGGACAUGGACCUCCACCUCCACCCCCACCAGCAUCUGGUGCUCCCCCUCCACCUCCUUGGCAAAAUCCUGUCCCCCCACCCUGGCAGAAUCAGGGACCUGGAUUUGCUCCACCCCCACCCCCAGGGUUUUCUCCUUAUGGACCACCCAUGCCACCCCCCUCAGAUGGUCAUUGGGCACCACCCCCCCUGAUGGGUGCACCUCCUCCUCCACCACCACCCCCUCCUCCAGGGCCACCUCCUCCAUCAUCAUGAGAGACAGAAGACAGAGGUUGUGGCAGUCAGGGUCACAGGAAAUAUACAAGUGUCUGCGUGGUUUAGCCACAUUUCACCAGAGACUUUGUUAUUACAAAUGUAAAAUCCACAUCUCUGCUCCUGAUUCAUGCAAUUGUAGCAUAGUGAUAAGAAUUUGGUUAACUUUGGCAGCUCUCUUGAGGAAUUUUUAUUCUUUUGUGAUGUCUCUGCUGGAAAAGUCAAAGAUUCAGUUUUAUGUCAAAGCUGGCUGCUCUUAAAGAGUUCCUUUCCUCUCUUCAAUUUUCUCGGCGAAAUUGUCUUCAGAGGUUUUCAUUGUAAAGAAAAUCAACCAUUAAGUUGUUUCUUUUGGUCAAAAACAAAUGUUGUGUCUUAGGAAAUUUCAUAUGCAGGUAGUUGAAGCACAAACGGAGUCACCCUUGGUUCACUUUCUUCCUUUUUAAGAACAAAAGAAACACUUCAAAACGUCAUAUGCUGUAAACGCUGUAUCAAAUGAGCAUAUUUUUAAACUAAAGUUUGCCCUUGGGCUGGAAUUGGGAACAGCUUUCCCUGGACCAAGCGCUGUUUACUUCACGUCGACUCAUCUGGUUUCUUAGGUAGAGUAGGCGUUCAUCUUUUAAACAAAUAAACACAAAAGGUGAUCAUAGAGAAA